AUGGGUUCUUGGAAAGCUUUCCUCUUCUCUCCUUUCCUUCUGUGGAGUCCAAGUAGAGGCGUGAGGCUGAUGUUCUUGCUGCUGACCCUGCAUCUGGGAAACUGUGUUGAUAAAGCAGAUGAUGAAGAUGAUGAGGAUUUAACAGCAAACAAAACUUGGGUCUUGGCCCCAAAGAUUCAUGAAGGAGAUAUAACACAAAUUCUCAAUUCAUUGCUGCAAGGCUAUGACAAUAAAUUUCGCCCAGAUAUAGGAGUGAGGCCUACAGUAAUUGAAACUGAUGUUUAUGUAAACAGCAUUGGACCAGUUGAUCCCAUAAAUAUGGAAUACACAAUUGAUAUUAUUUUUGCCCAAAGCUGGUAUGAUAGGCGUUUAAAAUUCAAUAGUACAAUGAAAGUGCUUGUACUUAACAGCAAUAUGGUUGGGAAAAUUUGGAUUCCUGACACUUUCUUCAGAAACUCAAGAAAAUCUGAUGCUCAUUGGAUAACGACUCCUAAUCGUCUGCUUCGAAUUUGGAAUGAUGGACGAGUCCUAUAUACUUUAAGGUUGACCAUUAAUGCAGAAUGUUAUCUUCAGCUUCAUAACUUUCCUAUGGAUGAACAUUCCUGUCCACUAGAAUUUUCAAGCUAUGGAUACCCUAAAGAUGAAAUUGUCUAUAAGUGGAAAAAAACUUCUGUAGAAGUGGCUGAUCCUAAAUUUUGGAGAUUAUAUCAGUUUGCAUUUGUAGGGUUGCGGAACUCAACCCAAGUUUAUCACACGAUGUCUGGGGAUUAUAUGAUCAUGACAAUUUUUUUUGACCUGAGCAGACGAAUGGGAUAUUUCACUAUUCAGACCUACAUCCCAUGCAUUCUGACAGUUGUUCUUUCUUGGGUGUCUUUCUGGAUCAAUAAAGAUGCAGUGCCUGCGAGAACCUCACUGGGCAUUACCACCGUGCUGACCAUGACCACGCUGAGUACCAUUGCCAGGAAGUCCUUACCCAAGGUUUCCUACGUGACGGCGAUGGAUCUCUUUGUUUCUGUGUGUUUCAUUUUCGUUUUUGCAGCCUUGAUGGAAUAUGGCACCUUGCAUUAUUUUACCAGCAACGAAAGAGCAAGGGCUGCUAGAGACAGAAAGCUAAGACACAAGGCCUCGAUAUCUCCUGGACUCCACCCUGGAUCCACGCUGAUCCCCAUGAAUAGCAUCUCUCUGCCACAAGGAGGAGACGAUCAGGGGUACCAGUGUCUGGAGGGCAAAGACUGUACCAGCUUCUUCUGCUGCUUUGAAGACUGCAAGACGGGGUCCUGGAGGAAGGGAAGGAUCCACAUCCGCAUUGCCAAAAUGGACUCCUACUCGCGAAUAUUUUUCCCAACAGCAUUUGCUCUGUUCAAUCUGGUUUAUUGGGUUGCCUAUCUUUACUUAUAA
Pipistrellus nathusii (Nathusius's pipistrelle) is the source of this 1398-nucleotide messenger RNA. The record is from the annotation of a GenBank genome assembly. NCBI's taxonomy places the organism in Eukaryota, Metazoa, Chordata, Mammalia, Chiroptera, Vespertilionidae.